AUGGCAUCAUCAAUAGCAAAUAAAGUUAUAUCUUACUUUUUUAUAUUCGAUUUUUACCAUUUUUUAGUGCUAUCUAAAGAUCGAUUCACUUCAUAUGAAGCAAAUAUUCAUCUUAAUCAUAUUCUUCAGUUAUUUAAUAUGCUCUAUGGCACAUUCAAUCAUAUACAAUCCAUUUAUCCAGAUGUUAAUCAAAUUCAUAUGUAUCUUAAAAAAACAUUAUCACCAAUCACAGAAUAUAUAUUUAAUGAAAAUCGUUCAAUAAAAAAUCUUUUUUCAGCUAUUGAUUAUGCACUAUUAAAAAAAAAUAAUCGGCAAUAUUUAUUAGGUAUUAAACAUCUUCUAAAUCAUUUACAAACGAAAUAUGAAAUAAAAGAUGGUUUUUUUGCCUAUGAAAAAAGAAUAUUAUAUUCCACUUUGGAUAGUGAUACAACAUUUUACUUACAAGUAAUUCUCAGUUUAGAGCGAAGUUUACCAGCAAGUAAAAUAUACAUUCCAUUAGAAUCCGAAACGAAAUUAAAAAAUGGUGUAUCACUUAUUCGAAUAUAUAUUCGUCAACCAAUGAGUUUGCAACCAAUUUUAAAUGAUAUAAAUACCAAGACUAGACCAAAUUCUAAUCUUCAAAUGCCAUCAGAACCGAUUAAUAUAAUUAUGCCUUUAUUACUCGAAGAAAAUGAAACAUCUUUAGUAAAUUUUCAUUUCAAUAGUAUGGGUGAUUCACUGUCUCCUGGCAUUCGAAGACAACUUGAUCUAGUUAAUCAAGGAGACUCACCUGAUUCAUUUGGAGAAACAACUAGUUUCGAUACUGAUCGAACAGGGAAUACUUCAUCUCCAAAGAAAACUGUAAUAAAUAGUAUGGCACCAUCUGUCUAUAAAAAAGAAUCUACUUCAAUUAAACAAUUAUCAUACGAAGAAUCCAAUUCAAUAUUUUCAUCUAAAUCACAGAAUGAAUUAUCAUCUGACAGUCAACAAAGAAGAUAUCAAUACGAACGAUCUUAUUCCGAAGCAUCUCUAAAAACAGAUAAAGAAUCAUCAAGUUUGAAUGAUUCAAUUGAUAAAGUUACAAUUGUACCUAUAGAAAAAGAUGAUUAUGAAACUGAUUGUAAUCAAGACGAUAUUAUUUGUUUACCUCCUAUGUCAUCAUUUUCAAAUUUUCAUCGAACAAGACAAAGAACCAUUUCAAAUCCAUUGGAUUUUAAUGAUGUUGAACAUGGUGAUAAUGAUCGUUAUGAACGACAUGCUAAAUGGGAAGAUAUACCAGAAAAAAAUGAUGAAAUUGAACGUAAUGAAUUAGUACUCUAUGUUCAACGAAAUUCACGUAUGACUUUUGCUGGAAUAAUUGAAAAACAUUUAUUAUCAGAAGAAUAUCUUCAAAAAUUGUGGUGUUUAAUGGUGACCGAAAUGGCAGAUAUGGAUAGAGAAAUUCAAGUUAUUCCAACUGCUGGAGAAAUUAGCAAACACAAUACUGAUAUUAAAUUUCAGUUUAAUGACAACACUCAUCAAACUCAAUUUGAACGAUUAUUGGAUAGAAAUCAUUAUUAUUAUAAAACUCCUUCUCCUGAUCAUGCAUGUAUGGCAGUUAGUGCUCGUACAAAAUUGAACCAAAAUCCAGAACGAAAAAUGAUUGGACUUUCGAGGGGUAAUGCAUUGAUAUCAGUCAAUCGACUUUUACCUGAUCGUGUAACUUAUUUCUGCCAUCGAUUACAAGAGCCUCGAUGA
This is a messenger RNA of Rotaria sp. Silwood2, 1716 nucleotides long. The record is from the annotation of a GenBank genome assembly. NCBI's taxonomy places the organism in Eukaryota, Metazoa, Rotifera, Eurotatoria, Philodinida, Philodinidae.